AUGCCCUCACAAUCUCGUUCGAUUCGGGGUUCAGUAGCGAAGCGGAGGUUAAUGAUAGACGAUGUGCCUACAACGACACAAGGUGGACUGGGCCGGUCGUUGAGUUCUGCAAGUCGAAUAACAAUACCUCGCUCGCAGAGUCCUUACAGUGGUCCCACUGCACCUAGCCAUCCAUAUGGCAUGUAUCCACAGACGACCAGAGCGUUUAGCAUAGCAAGUCGGUCGACCUUUGCGCCUGGUUCAGAAACCCCGUUCGUAUCACACGGUGGCCCUGCGCAUCCAUAUGAGCUAUACCCACAAAACACAACUCCUGAAGGAGAAGACGAAGAUAUUACAUCGAAUGGCAUACCACUUGGCUUCCCUCGUACGAAUUUCCAAUCCUCUUCAGGAGGCUCGAGGAGUGAUGUUGGAGAUAUCGUUAGUUCAGAUGGUCACAUUGAGCAAUUGCCCCCGUAUACCCGGUAUGCCGAUAACACUGUUGCAAAGGGUAACAUGGAACGCUUCAAUUCUCGAAGGUCAUUAGCUACGGCAGGUGCUUCCACCCAUACAUCGGAGGUAGCGUCACAACCGGCUCCACCAUCUGCUGCAGAUUCCACUACGUUACUACGACCCCGAGAACAAUUCAUCGAGGAAACCGAAGAUCAAAGAGCACGGAAGGAGGGGUGGAGAGGAAGUUGGAAAGAUAAGGCACAAAGGCACACGAUCGCUGGUUUGCCCUUGUGGGGUUUGCUCGCGAUCAUUGCUAUCGUAAUAUCCUCGGCCACUAUUGGUGGUAUUGUUGGAGGCGUCAUUGGCAACCGUCAAGGCGCACAAAGAGCAUAUGCUAAUGGUGCCGUCAAAACUAUAUGGCUGGACGCCAUCCCCACCACACUGGGACCUGAAGCUUCGCCUUUACCUACUGGCCAAUUUCAGAUCCCAUUCAACCAAUCUCACGAAGUCAAGGAAUGUAUACCCAACGUCGAUACUAUGGGUGCUGCAUGGGGUUGUAUGGAUAUUGCCUAUAUCGGCGUCAAUGUGUUCAAAAACGAGUCAUCAAACAGGAUGAUGGCAAGCUUCGCCGACUUCUCUGUCAAUACUCAGGACUUCAGAUAUGGCCCUCAGCCCCCCGACUUCAAUGGCACCUCAUUUCCGCUGCAGCCCAUGCAAGACAAGGAUGCCGGAGCUUGGGGCGUGGCUAUGUUCUUCUCCGUUCUGUUCGACAAAUUAGCUAUUUUGCCUGAAUCUGCACUUGUGCCACCAGCAGAAAAACGUAGUGUCGACGCUCGUGUGGUUGCCAGAAGCAUCGCGUCCUACGAUGGGACGCCUCUCAAGCCUUCCGACAAACCCUGGUUCUGUUUCUGGAACUCGACCAUCAACGAGUUCUUCGUAUACAUCAAUCAAGCCGCACCUAACGAGCCUGAGAGCACUACCACACAACAUAAACUCGAGAAAUGGACGACAAGUCAAACCUCGCUUACCACAAAAGCCACUCUCCUCGCAAGUACAACCUCAGGAGUGGCUAUGCUAGAAAAGACCAUGGCAACCUCGCCAACGCAAGCACCAACCACCUUCGCCGCUUACGGUCCUACCUAUGCUGGUGCAGCUGCAUCACCAACAACCUGGAACAAAAGAUCUUACGAAACUAGCGCCGCCAAUAUCUCGAACUAUCCAAAGUUGAUUAAGAUGGUCGAGAAACGUAGACCCUCAGAUCCGGCGGUCGAAGAUUAUGUCAAGCCCUACUGUCAGAUGAUGCAGGUGCUCGACGACUGGUCGAUAGAACCCAUCGAGACCGUACCGACAAUAUGUAUCGAGGAAGUCCUCUAUACCACGUCGUCAGCCACCGCAACAAGCAAUGCACGACGACUUCUACGAGGCAGAGACUACGACGACGAAAGAGAUGUAGUCGGCGAUCUCGAAUCGUACUGCAUCUGUGAAUGGACCAGCUACUAG
This is a messenger RNA of Lithohypha guttulata, 1929 nucleotides long. RefSeq lists its product as uncharacterized. The record is from RefSeq and is a predicted model, not a curated record. Lineage: Eukaryota; Fungi; Ascomycota; Eurotiomycetes; Chaetothyriales; Trichomeriaceae. The transcript has 3 exons. The coding region runs from base 1 to 1929 and encodes 642 amino acids.